Messenger RNA from Callorhinchus milii (elephant shark), 2739 nucleotides. RefSeq names its product actin related protein 3. The record is from RefSeq and is a predicted model, not a curated record. Gene Ontology annotation, cellular component: Arp2/3 protein complex; actin cortical patch. Lineage: Eukaryota; Metazoa; Chordata; Chondrichthyes; Chimaeriformes; Callorhinchidae. The transcript has 12 exons. Gene Ontology annotation, molecular function: actin filament binding. Bases 271 to 1527 code for a protein of 418 amino acids. Gene Ontology annotation, biological process: Arp2/3 complex-mediated actin nucleation.
CCAUCUUGGCGCAAGUGCGGAAGUUGCCGAGGAGUCAAUGAUCGAGGCGGGGAAGGGGCGGGUUCCGCCUGUUUGAUGGUCGGGUAACUGCUGCUGUUGGUGCUGCUGCCGCCGCCGCUGCUGGUGGUGUCGGUCUUUUUUUUUUGUUUUUCCCCCUCCGGUUUCCCAAGAUCGAUAGCAAAAGAAAAUCGCUAUAGAAGAAACAGCCGGAACCAGAACAGAGGAGCAAAUCACACACACCCCACCCCGCGUUAACAACAUUAAGUGAAGAUGGCAGGAAGGUUGCCGGCUUGCGUCGUGGACUGUGGCACCGGGUAUACAAAGCUUGGGUAUGCUGGAAAUACAGAACCACAGUUCAUCAUUCCAUCAUGUAUUGCAAUCAAAGAGUCUGCAAAGGUUGGUGACCAAGCUUCAAGGAGGGUGAUGAAAGGUGUUGAUGAUUUGGAUUUCUUCAUAGGCGAUGAAGCAAUAGAAAAGCCUACUUACGCAACAAAGUGGCCCAUUCGUCAUGGAAUAGUUGAAGACUGGGAUCUCAUGGAGAGAUUUAUGGAACAAGUCAUCUUUAAAUACCUUCGAGCAGAACCAGAGGACCAUUAUUUCCUUUUGACUGAACCACCAUUAAAUACUCCAGAAAACCGAGAGUAUACUGCUGAGAUCAUGUUCGAAUCCUUCAAUGUGCCAGGUCUUUAUAUUGCUGUUCAGGCUGUUCUUGCCUUAGCUGCUUCAUGGACAUCUCGACAAGUUGGAGAACGAACACUGACUGGAACGGUUAUAGACAGUGGGGAUGGUGUUACUCAUGUCAUUCCAGUGGCUGAAGGAUAUGUGAUUGGCAGCUGCAUUAAACACAUUCCGAUUGCUGGCCGUGAUAUUACAUACUUCAUUCAGCAACUUCUGAGAGAUCGGGAGGUGGGGAUACCUCCAGAACAAUCCCUGGAAACUGCAAAGGCUGUUAAGGAGCGCUUCAGCUAUGUCUGUCCCGACUUAGUGAAAGAGUUCAGCAAAUAUGAUACAGAUAGUGCAAAGUGGAUCAAACAGUACACUGGAACUAAUGCUAUCUCCAAGAAAGAAUUCACCAUUGAUGUAGGGUAUGAGAGAUUCUUGGGUCCAGAAAUCUUCUUUCACCCAGAGUUUGCAAAUCCUGAUUUCACACAGCCUAUCUCAGAAGUAGUAGAUGAAGUCAUUCAGAACUGUCCCAUUGAUGUCAGACGUCCACUUUAUAAGAACGUUGUCCUUUCGGGUGGCUCAACUAUGUUCCGAGAUUUUGGCCGUCGCUUACAGCGAGACUUGAAGAGGACAGUAGAUGCCAGGCUUAAACUCAGUGAAGAACUGAGUGGUGGAAAGCUAAAGCCCAAACCAAUAGAUGUCCAGGUCAUCACACACCACAUGCAGCGAUAUGCUGUUUGGUUUGGAGGUUCUAUGUUGGCUUCUACCCCGGAGUUCUACCAGGUAUGCCACACCAAAAAAGAUUACGAGGAGAUUGGCCCCAGCAUUUGUCGCCACAACCCUGUAUUUGGAGUUAUGUCUUAAGGCUGAUCUCUCAAUAUUGUAAGGGCUGAGGGGGGGAUCCUUACUUUUGGGGGCCUGUUAUGUCUGGAUGGGUGGUGUUGCAUUAAUAAAAUGGCUUGACUUUUUAAAAAAAAAACAGAUGACCAAACAGAAUGAGGCCUGCAAAUUUAAAACAUUCAGGGUCUUGAAUUGAUUUAAAUUGUACUAAGUGAAAAUAUUUUUUUCUUUAUAUUAAACAUUUUGGACUAGUUUAUAAGAGAAUUCUAUAAUGGUUUUAGACCAAACUCUGCCCUAAGAUGAGGCAUUUUUCGUGGGAAAUCCAAGACUGACAGGAAUUGAAAGGGUUUUGAAGGUCAGCUCUAUUGUACUUGAAUUGUACUCUUGAAUGGGUAUAAUACAAGAGCUUGUUUAUAUUUCUUACUGAUUUUUUUAUACAUCAAGUGGGGAAAAAUGAGAGAAUUAGGUUAUCUAUGUCAUAAAGUAAAAUAAUUAACAAAUGACAAAAAAAUCUAGUAAGAGUAUGGAGAUAUACUAGUCAGCAAAUAAUGUGCAUAUCAGUGAGCAAUAUCCAAACAUGAAAUAAGAGAAUGGAUUUCUGUAAACUUGUGAUUAAGUGAAACAAACUAGAAAAAGCAGUUAAGCUGCUCCAUUUGCUUUUGAUUGAGUAUUUGACUGAAAAGUGUAACUUGUUGAAAUUCUAUAUUUGAGGAAGAAAAAUACCAAGUUCCCUGGAGAGCGACAUACUUCGCCUGCUAAAUAGUGACAAUUUUUCAGCAGAGGGACAGGAAUUCCAGCAAUUUUAAGCUUUCUUGUAUUUGGAAUUCUUAUUUGCAUAUCUCACUGAGUCAUACCCUAUACUCUUCUACUAGAAGUAUCUUCUCAGAAAAGCCUAAAGAAUUCUUAACAAACCUAGUUUCCAAAAAUUUAUAAGUCGUGUGGCUUUGAUCAUCUGUUCCCAAAAGAAUGAUGAACUGUGUUCCUAAUAUCAAAUGUGGCCACUCCGCAAGUGCUUCAGGAACUAAAACUGUUUCUUACUUAAUUAAACUAACAGAUGCCUGCUAGUGCUUUCUGAUUAUUGAAUGCAUUUUCUUCCGUUUUUUGCUGCAAAAGACUGUUGGACCAGUAUUGUAGUUCUAGAGCCUCAUUUUUGAUUUAAACCAAAUAAUCCAAUGAUCAAAAUGGUGUAUUUAAUGCCUUGCACCAUUCAAAUAAAGAAACAAAAUUCUUUCUAAA